UUUAAUGAGUCGGUUGUUUUUACGUGCUGGAAAUUCGGAAAAAUUUUAUUUUUUCCUCCUAACCAGAUAAACGUAUUAAUAAAUAUUUAUAGAAAUUAUUCGCGUUUGUUAACUUACAGAAGCGAUUGUUUAUUUUAGCACGAUAUCUGUCACCAUACCGAUAUCCAUCACGUGACUUCCCAUCACCAUUUAUCUCGAGGGAAAAAGUAGCAAACGCACGCUCAGAAGUAUUAAGCUGGCAUUGUCAAGAUGGCCGAGAAAGGAUCGUCCAAUUCGGAACCCGUAACCACAACGUCAGAAACUAAUGUGGAAGAACGCCCGCUUACGGAAUUAGAAAAAAAUUUCGAGAAAGCAGCUGAGCGUUUACCGAACAUCGUCUCUAAACUCGAUUCUAAUCAAUUGCUGUUUUGCUAUGCCAGAUAUAAACAAGCAACACAAGGUGCGUGUAACAUUCCUAAACCAGAUACUUUCGAAGAGACACAGAAAUGGGCUGCUUGGAAAGGUUUAGGUGACAUGUCACAAGAAACAGCAAUGAAAGAAUACAUUGAUGCAGUAAAAUCAAAUGAUCCAAAUUGGAAUGAGGAUAAAAACAUCACUAUUAGAUCAAAAGAUGUUUUUGACUGGGUGAGGACAAAUAACUUAGACAGCUUAGAACAGAUCAUUCGGACCAAAGAUUUCCCAAUAAAUCAACGAGAUGAAUUGAAAAUGACAUUAUUGCAUUGGGCAUGUGAUUUAGGAUUUGCUUCUAUUGCUGAAGUUUUGCUUCAGAAUAAUAUUGAUAUCAAUGCUCAAGAUGAUUAUGGGCAGACUGCUUUACAUUUAGCAAGUUUUUGUGGAUAUCCUGAUAUCGUCCAGUUACUUUUGGAGAAUGGAGCUAAAAUGAUCACGGAUGACAAUGGUUUGACAGCCAAAGAUGUGGCAUUUAAUGAAGAAAUUGCAAAUCUUUUUCCUUCUUGUUAUAAUUGAAUAUGUAUCUGUAGUAUGUUCAUAUGUUAAGAUCUUGAUUUAUUAAAGACAUGUAAAUAUUUUAAAUUA
Messenger RNA from Centruroides sculpturatus (bark scorpion), 1035 nucleotides. RefSeq names its product acyl-CoA-binding domain-containing protein 6-like. Gene Ontology annotation, molecular function: fatty-acyl-CoA binding; protein binding. The coding region runs from base 250 to 966 and encodes 238 amino acids. The record is from RefSeq and is a predicted model, not a curated record. The transcript is spliced from 7 exons. NCBI's taxonomy places the organism in Eukaryota, Metazoa, Arthropoda, Arachnida, Scorpiones, Buthidae.